CUAAAAAAUACAGUGUAAUUUUAGAACAUUUGAUAAAAUUUAUAGUUAAGAAAAAAAUUACACAACACUCUCGUUUUAUUACAACAUAAUUUUCAGAUAUUCUAGUUUUACUCUGGAGCAAGCUCUCUGUGGAAGAAGGAAAGCAAGCAAUAUAUGGCUAUGGAAGGCUCAUCUAGAUUUUUAAAUUUAACAUCAGCAGCAGCAGAUACAUAUGCAUAUAUAGGAAUGCAAAUAAGCAUAACUUCGAAGUCUGAGAUCAGAUACGAGGGCAUUCUUGUUAAUCUCAACACUCAAGAAUCAACCCUCGCUUUAAAUAAUGUUAAAUCAUUUGGUACCGAGGGACGUAAAAAGGGACCACAAAUUCCUCCAAGUGACCAAAUUUAUGAGUACAUUUUGUUUCGGGGGAGUGACAUAAAGGAUUUGCAAGUCAAAUCUUCUCCACUUAUUCAGACAACAACAUCUAUAUACAAUGAUCCUGCCAUCAUUCAGCUGGGACUCCCUAAGUCAGCACCAGAAAGCAGUGUUCCCAUAUAUCAGCCAGGUGGAAGUUGUUGCUCAUGUGGUUCAUUAUAUCCAUAUUCCACCACAAAUGAUUAUUUGUCUGCACCGGUGUAUAUUAAAGGAUUUCAAGCGCCCUCAGAUGGGUUUCAAACCCAACAGCAGUCCUUGCUCCAACCACCAUCUGGAUUUUUGGCACUACCUUCUGUGCAUCAAACAAUUCCAUAUCCUUCAACAAGUGCAUCUAUACCUAAUAGGUCUUCAAAUGCACCUGCUUCACCUUUAUUAGAUACAAUGCCUCCUUUGCUGCCAUCUUUUAGCCCUGUCACUCCAGCUUUGCAUUCACUGUUUCCCUUGCAGUCUUCUGCCUUACCUACAGACUUAUCAACACUUAUAAAGCCUAACACUGGUCCAAUUCAAGGCCUUCAUUCUGAUAAAAUAACCACAACUAGUCUGCAACUGGUAACUCCGCCAAGAACUAUUUUGGAUGAGAGUGCCUUUUCUACAGGUUCUUUCCUAAACAGGGGAUUAACACCGCCUUUGGUUACACCAGAUCAGUUUUUGCAGCCUGCAACAGCUGUAGUGUCCUCCAACCAGUCCUCACAGUCAGUUCAAAACAAUGUGCACGUAUCAUUUACUGAACGACCAUUACAAACACUUCCAGGAGCUCAGGCACCAAUUUUGCCUCUACCAACAUCACUGGACUACAAGGCAUCAAAUGAUGUCAUCAAUUUCACAGAGGACUUUGAUAUUGUUUCAAUAAAUGAAAAGUUCAGCAAGCUUGAAGUAGGGGAUCAACUUGAUAAGAUGAAUUCAACUCAGGAGGGAUAUUUUCUAGACCAAGAUAAUGUUGAUCAUGUUGGGAAAACUACUUCCGCGGCCAUGCCUGUUUAUGUUGAGGAUGACUUCUUCCAAUCUCCGUCUUCAAACUUUUCUGGAAGAUCACGUAGAGGGAGGUCCAUCUUCUCCGAAGAAAAGAAGUCAAAUAGGGAGACAUUUGCUUCUUCAGCCCAUCGAGGUGGUCAUUGUGGCCGUGGUCAUGGUCAUAGUGGCCAUGAUCACAGUGGCGAUGGUCCUGAUAGUGGUGACCAUGGUUUGAGUCUAGAUGGCUAUGGCUGUACUCGUGUUGGUCGGAGAUUUGGUCACUGGAGACACUCUCGUGAUGGUCGUAGAAGUAGAAGGAGUUACGGAUAUAAUGAGAGGCGAGGCUGGGGACAUCAUGCCACCUAGCUGCAGUUGUCUUCCUGUAUUGAAGCUUGGUUUUAGCAAAAUUUUAAUAAAUGUUGCAUUUAGAUGGAUAAUGAGUGGGGUUUAUAAUUCCAAAAUCUUAAGUGAAGAAUAUUCAUUCGCACUUUUUGUA
This is a messenger RNA of Daucus carota subsp. sativus, 1858 nucleotides long. Its product is annotated as protein decapping 5. NCBI's taxonomy places the organism in Eukaryota, Viridiplantae, Streptophyta, Magnoliopsida, Apiales, Apiaceae. The record is from RefSeq and is a predicted model, not a curated record. The transcript has 8 exons. Gene Ontology annotation, biological process: P-body assembly; cytoplasmic stress granule assembly. Bases 154 to 1728 code for a protein of 524 amino acids. Gene Ontology annotation, cellular component: P-body. Gene Ontology annotation, molecular function: mRNA binding.